Messenger RNA from Suillus paluster, 2220 nucleotides. RefSeq lists its product as uncharacterized. Bases 1 to 2220 code for a protein of 739 amino acids. The record is from RefSeq and is a predicted model, not a curated record. Lineage: Eukaryota; Fungi; Basidiomycota; Agaricomycetes; Boletales; Suillaceae. The transcript is spliced from 13 exons.
AUGAUCACGAUAAUGGCCAUUAUAACACCAAUGUUGACAUGUCAUCAGGUUGCCGAAUUGGCACACGAGGCCGCACUCACCCAUGAGCAAACAACACGCCUUAUCCACUUGGUUCAAUGCAGUAAGAGCAAAGUUUUCACGCUUAAAAAUUAUGCCGAUGUUAGGAAUACUUGGGAAGCGGCGUCUCAUCGAUUUACACCGUUUGAAAAGGAUACUGUUGUAGUUCUGCUCGACAGUACAGACAAGGAAUACACAGUUUACUUUUGCCCCCUUUGGGAUUGGGUGAUUGAUAUUCUGCGACAUCCCAUCAUCGGCCCGCAUUGCUCUCAGAUACCUCCCGACAUGAAACCAUUAGCGUUUAUUUUGUAUGCUGACAAGUCAAAACUAUCAUCAUUUGGUCGCGAGAAAGAAUAUCCCGUAAUCGCUCGCCUAGCAAACCUUCCCGUCAUGAUCAGAAACGGAAGCGGGAUGGGUGGGGGCCAGGUGGUUGGGUGGCUCCCAUUGGUCAAAGAGGACCCGAAAUACAAAGGUACACCACAAUUUGCCAACUUCAAAGUAGCUGUAUGGCAUGUGUCCAUCAAGAAGGUUCUCGCAUCAAUUGUACCGCCUUCAAUAAGUGGCCGAUGGGCAAAUUGUUGGGACAAUAUUGCAAGGCUCUUCUAUACCCUGGUGUUGAUACUGUCCGCAGACUAUGAGGAGCAGAGUGUAAUGUCACUCACUCGGGGUGUUAUGAGCAACUUUCCGUGCCUGAUCUGUUUGAUUCCCGGAGACGAAUUAGCUUCCAUCAUGCCUCAUAACUACGCUCUUCGGACAAGCCAGGCAACAAACACCCUUUUGAUUGAGGCAAGGGUGGAGCACCGUAAGGGACGACAGGAGGCAAUACUUAAGAGUCAGUCAAUUCAUGAUGUUGAUAAUGCAUUUCAUGACAUGAAUCUGAAGACUACUGACGUGCACCGCGCACUAUGCUAUGACCGACUUCAUGCUGUCCUUCGGGGUCUCUUCGGGGAUCACAUGUGGCCAGAACUACAACUACUAAUUGGCCUUUUGGGAUGCAACCCCACCGUGAAAAUUGACCAGAAUUUUGAUGCACUGCCUCGUUGGCGGAAUUUGAACCAUUUCGAUGCUGUUAUGUCUAUAUCAUUCACCAAUGGAAGUAAAUACGAAGAUAUUUUCAAGGUAAAACUAAUCUAUCUAAAAGCCCUUAAAAAAUUCUCCAAGCUAAUGAAUAAAUAUAUCGAGAAGUCUCAAGCUAUACGGCCAGACAAGAACUGGUCAUUUCCGAAGAACCAUCUAGCUGCCCACCUAUUUGACGACAUCGAGGCUAAGGGAGUGACUUGCAACUACAACACAAAGCUGAACGAGAAGUGUCACGGCCCCCUGAAGGAUUUUAAUCUAGUAAGUUACAUACAGAUUUUACAUGCAGACCAUUGGUCUCUUGUUUCUGAGUUCAUCAGUGGUCGAGUGGAUGAACUGGAUGCAUACAACACUCGGAUGGCCAAAGACGAGGACAAUGAGAAUGACCCCGAUACUAAUGUCCCAUCCAACUUCCAUAUCAGAUUCGGAUCGAAGCAACCGAAAAAGUCUCUGGAGGCAAUCGAAACACAAUAUAUCGAUAAUCCCUCCUUCAGACGAUUCCGCACAAAACUCAAUGCAUUUUUAAAUUCUUUGCCCACUAUUACACAGCAGGCCCAGGUGAACAUUCGGUACUCACCCAUAACUGAUCCCGAGAAGAUAACAGAGUUUCGAUCUCACUUGUGGCUUGCUUCACUUGGUUAUUAUAACAUUCGAUUCCUCAAGGUUAACUACGAGUCGCUAGUUGACUUCCGUCAGACCACCGACUAUCUCCGUUGCAGCCCAAGUUUCCAUAAUCUUCCCCGAUAUGACUGUGUCAUUGUUAACACCACAGCUGGUGUCUUUUUUGCACGGCUCCUCUUCCUCUUUACGUGUGUCAUUCAUGACACAUUCUAUCCCAUCGCCCUUGUACAUCCAAAUGAUGCCAUAACUGGGAGGCGUCUCCAGAAGGACAAACACCUGAAGUUUUGGCGUGUUAGAUCACAACCAAGAGAAACUGCUAGUGAGUUCAUACUAGCAGAAUCGAUCAUCCGAGGAGUUGCUCUCGCUCCCGAUCUUACUACAGCUGGUGACUUUCUCGUUAUGGAUACAGUAGACAGUGACAUAUUUCUGCACAUGAAGCAAAUGCACCUUGCAGCCAGGCAUUAA